AUGAGUUCACAUAGCCUGUCGGAAUGUGAGAAUGCUCUUGAAACGGACAGUCAACGUAUCACUGUGGCCACGCUCCUCGAUUACAGUAGUCUGUUGAUCUCAGGUACGACUGUCAAACCGGAAAUGGUCGCCGAAAUGAUGGCGAUGAGGAUUGAUUUCGUGGAGGUAGAUGACAUCCAAUCGGAAACUUUCAAAGUCUGUUUUCGAAGAGUAGAGAACCUAUUGAUCACCUCAAUCUGUCGCAUCUUUAUCACGUAUGAUAGACGUUCUACUCCGUGUACCAGGCAAGACGACGAAGCCGCGUUUGUUAGCCACAUCGAUGCGGCGGCAGGAGUUUUCGAAAAUAUUCCCCUUGACCUGAACGUUGAAGAACACAUCUGA
Molecule: messenger RNA, 381 nt
Organism: Echinostoma caproni
Lineage: Eukaryota; Metazoa; Platyhelminthes; Trematoda; Plagiorchiida; Echinostomatidae
Source: the annotation of a GenBank genome assembly